AUGGCUACCAUGACCCUUUCCUGUAAGCCUCUCACCAAAUCCAAUGAGUCUCAAGUGGACUUUGGAGCAGAAGUCACGGGCUUUGACGUUGAGACAAUGACUGAUGAGGAUUUUGAUUUCCUUCGCCGAACUUUGUAUGAAAAUCAAGUUGUCGUUCUCAAAAACCAAGGAAAACUCUCUCCUCAUGCGCAGUACGAACUCACUCGACGCUUCGACCCCUCCGCUGGUGUUUAUAGCCAUGGAAAAUCGAUCGACAAACGCAGUGUGCUACAUGCCGACCUGACUACCAUUCCGAGCCAACCUCAGGUGCAGGUUAUUGGUAGCGGGCUGAAUCCCAUCUCGCCCGAAGAAAAUCAUGAUUACACGCAUUUCUAUCGCUGGCACAUCGACUCGGCAAUGUACAACCUCGAUCCGCCACUGGUCACCACACUUUUGGCUGUCAAAGUUCCACAAGGCCGCCGCCAGAUAUGCCGUUACGACGAUGGCACAGACGCCACUCUCGACGUGCCUCUUGGAACGACGGCAUUCUUCAGCGGAUAUCGUCUGUACGAUAUGCUGUCAGACGAAGAACAACAUUUCGUGCGCACCAGCAAAGCCGAAUAUGCACCCCAUCCUUACAUCUGGAUGAGCAAAGCCAAGUCCCGUUCCAACGGACUGGGAAUUGCCGAUAAGAUCAAGAUAUAUCCCAUGGCCUGGAAGAAUCCUGUCACUGGAAAGUUUGCCAUGAUGGUCUACCCGACCUGUAUUCGCAGAAUUCACCUGGAAAAUGGACAGGUACUUGAUAAUCUUGCGGAGAUUCGAGAUCGGCUUUACAAGUUGCAGCGAAGAGCUAUUGACCCUUGCUACCUGUACACCCAUGAUUGGCAGGAAGGGGACCUGGUGUUGUUCAAUAACCAUGGCGUGAUGCAUUCAAUUGUUGGGUCAUUUGCGGAGGAUGAAGUGCGGGUGUUCAGACAGUGUAAUAUGGCUGCCAGCCGGCCGCCCUUGGGACCGGAGGAUGUCAUUGCCAGUGCAUGA
Molecule: messenger RNA, 1017 nt
Organism: Penicillium soppii
Lineage: Eukaryota; Fungi; Ascomycota; Eurotiomycetes; Eurotiales; Aspergillaceae
Product: TauD/TfdA dioxygenase family protein
Exons: 4
Coding region: 1-1017 (338 amino acids)
Molecular function (GO): oxidoreductase activity
Source: RefSeq, a predicted model, not a curated record